UUAAGAACCUAGCUAAUCAGCCUGAAUUGUGAAAAACUACCCUAAAAUAUAACAACCUGUUCAGCCUGACUUCGAAAGUUCUCGGUUCUUGUAUGCGGGUUUUAUGUACGCUAUAUUCAGGUGGUGUCUGCUGUCUGCUUGUCUCUCAAUUACUUGACACUGAGUUUCAAUUAGAUAACUGGUUUGGAUUGAAAAGUGGCACCACUUAGCGCUCGCCUGGUCGAUUCGCUUUGGCUGCAAAAACGUUUUAUUUGGGUCGUGACGAAUUCCCGAAUUCCUAACAGACUGGCAACAACAACAAAAAUCCCGAAUCCCGUCAAGACAUUUUGUCGAGACAUUUCCCGAAUCGAUCCCGCACCAUAAAUCAGUCAGUGGGAGACUGGACACCGUUAGUGUGUUCAUGGUUGCCUCCGCUUUUGUGCUUCUGAUACUAUUGGAGAAAAAUUCACUUUCUUUAGUAUGAGACUCACAAAGAACUUGUUGUUUGAAAAAGGAUUGUUUCUGUAUUGUUCAAAGUUGAUAUUUCCGGAUGCCUUUAGACCAGAAAGAGAGAGAAUGCGCUAUAAAUCUUAAUCUGAACACGUUGCCUGAUGAUGUGUUGUUCGCCAUUUUGGGUUACUGCGACAGAAGAAGCCUUUGUGUGUUAUCUCGUGUGAGCAAGAAUCUGUACCGUGUGGCGAGAGAUGAUUCCAUUUGGAGAAGAAUUGCUCUGCGUUGUGUAAACGUCCAUCCUUCAGACAGGAAGUGUGGCUUCAACUGGAAGGAGUUAUGUAGAGUCUCGUGGAACUGGACACAUGGAUAUUGUAAGGACAGAAGUCUAAUCAAGUUUAAAUGCAACCUAAUGCCAUGGAUUCAACUUGGAAGACCUCAGCAACUGUUUGUGGCACAAGCUGCUGAUGUAAUCCUGUAUCAGAAAAGCAAACGUACCAAGAGCCAAUCAUCAUGGCAACCAUUGAUGACCUUCAGUGAUCACCAGGGUGAUGUCAGUAAUUUUUUGAUCACUGAAGGUCAGUUAGUGACCUGUGGUAUGGAUAAGUCCAUUCGCACAUGGAGCCUGAAGACAGGACUAUGUGAUGGCCUGUAUCUUGGUCACUCCUCUGAUGUGCACAGUGUGGACUGCUUUGGUGAAGUGAUUGUCACAGGAUCACGAGAUAAAACUGUCAAGGUGUGGUCCCAACAGAGCAAAUCAUGUGUUCACACCAUUCACGUUCAGGAUAACGUUUGGGCAGUUUCCCUCAAUCCAAGUACAAGGAGCGUAGUAAGCGGAAGCAGUGGUCAUACCGGGGGUGUUUCACCAUUACAACUUUGGGAUAUUGACAGUGGAAGGCUCGUCGCAAACUUGGUGUCAGGGACAAUCAGACCAGGAGCAGGAGUUCGUGGAAUUAAGUGGGAAACACCAUACACAUUGCUGUCCUGUGGCUAUGACACUAAUGUAAGACUGUGGGAUACAAGACUUUGUGAUCACAGUGGUUCCUCAUGUGUUUUGACGUGGGAAGACCCUCAUGACUCAGUAGUGUACUGUGUUGAUUCUGACAGAAAGUGGAUGGUCAUCAGUGGAACCAACAGAUAUGGAGUGGUCCGAAUAUGGGACAAGAGAUUUAGAAAGUGUCUUCAGAUGUACUAUGCUGGAAGGAACUCAUUCAGUCCUGUGUAUUCACUAUCAUUCAACAGAACAUCACUCUUUGUUGCAUUAGCCAGUGGUGUUCGAAUGUUAGAUUUCACUGUGUGAAUGUGAUCCACAGAGGGUACUAGUGUGUUACAGUAAAUCUAUGGUAGAUUCACAACUUAUUCACCUCUAUUAUGGCUGUGUACAACUGCAUAAAAUAUCUGAUAGUGUGUCCAUGUGGCCGCAGUCACCUGCCAACAGCUGUAGUGUAUUUCAAUGCUCUUGGACUGGGCUGAGACACUGAUCAUGAAUAUUAAUAUCUCGACCUGAUCUCAGUGAAUGACAUUUCAGUCAGAUCUUAUUUGGUAGCUCUACUAACAGCAGCUAUGAUCAGAUAUAUAAAUUUGUUUGAAGUUAUGCAAUAGUGUGAAACCUUCCCUAAGAGCUCCUGGGCAUUUCACAGACAGUUUUGGUGUGCUCUUGUUAAAUGCAAUUCAGUGCAAGCACAAUAAUCACAAAAACAAAACAAACAUGUCACCAUUACAUCAAUGAGUUUAUUUGUUCUAUGCCAAGGGUCUUUGUGCGAAUUUUCUUCAUAAAUGACACUGUGUUACAGGUUUAAAUUUUUGUUAGCAAAUGUUAAGAUGCAAAGAACUUAGCAAUUUUUCAGGGUUUUCUUCAUUAUUGAAAGAACCCAGUUAAAUGCAGUGCAUGAGUUGUUGUUUGAAAAUUAAGACUGAAUGCUGCUAUUGCUUUCUUGCUCAAGAACCACUUGCUAGAAUUUUGUGAAAUUUGGCAAGAAAAUACUGCCGGAAAUAAGUAAGUGAAUUUGAAGAAAAAAUCCUGAAAUAAAUAUUUAACAGAGGGAAUUCUUAAUAAUCCUGUCAUACUUUGACUAAGGACACAAAGUAUAAUUACAAAUUAUCUCUGUAAAACUAAAAUUAUUAAAAUAGCAUUAACAUGACAGCAUUCAGUUGCAUGGUUGUUGCAUGCAAAUGAUGAUAAAAUCUGGAUUUUCUAUAAAUGAUCAAACCCCAAUUUUGUAUAUCUGAUCAUGUUGCCAUGACAACAUCAUCAUCAUCUGAACUAUCAAACCACCUAAGACUCCUUUGCAGCCGUUAUUAGGGUUGUCAUGCAAUGCUUUCUCCAAGUGUUGCAAGAUUACCCUAAUAACAGCUGGAAAGGAGGCUACCAAAGACUGUGCUUGCAUCUUGCCUUUUUGGGGUUUGAAAAAUUAUGAAUAAACAUGGUUCCGAAAA
This is a messenger RNA of Orbicella faveolata, 2865 nucleotides long. RefSeq names its product F-box/WD repeat-containing protein 4-like. Gene Ontology annotation, cellular component: SCF ubiquitin ligase complex. Lineage: Eukaryota; Metazoa; Cnidaria; Anthozoa; Scleractinia; Merulinidae. Gene Ontology annotation, biological process: SCF-dependent proteasomal ubiquitin-dependent protein catabolic process. The record is from RefSeq and is a predicted model, not a curated record. Gene Ontology annotation, molecular function: protein binding.